This is a messenger RNA of Trichoplax adhaerens, 1623 nucleotides long. RefSeq lists its product as uncharacterized. Bases 1 to 1623 code for a protein of 540 amino acids. NCBI's taxonomy places the organism in Eukaryota, Metazoa, Placozoa, Uniplacotomia, Trichoplacea, Trichoplacidae. The record is from RefSeq and is a predicted model, not a curated record. The transcript is spliced from 3 exons.
AUGCAAGUUCAAGUUGAAUUAAAGUCCAUAACGAAUCUUGGAUAUGCUGUCAAUCGAUGUGGUACUCUGCGAGUGGAUAAUGUGUUAGCUUUUAUCGAUAGUCAAAUUGAACAACAUUUUGAUCGAUUUAAUUGCCAUAAUGAAAGUAACGUCGAUGAUAGCGAGUUGUACAAUCAACGAUGGAUUCUUUCAAGUACUGACAUAACAUUAUCGCCAUCAUUUAAUCGCUGCCAGUUUGGUAGUUCGUAUGAUGUAUUGAUUAAAUUGGAAAGUGAAAAAAUCGCAUCAAGAUACUUCACCUGUAGAAUAUGGCCGUCGAAUAAACGCAAACAAGAUGAGCAAAUAUGCUUCAUCAAGAUGAUUAAGGUACCCAUGUCGCCGGUUGAAAAAUUUUUAUUAACAAACGAGACUGUCCAUGGUCAGGAAUACCGGCACAUACAUAAUAAACAGCACAAUUAUUCUUACUCAAUUACGAUUCGCCCCAGUGAUCUGGACGCUAAUCAGUCAAUAAGAUUGAACAACUUACUGAUUUUCUGCCAACACGCUGCUUGUCAUGCCAUGAAUGAUAAAAAACUGAAAGAUAUUAAUGAUCUGUAUGAUCUCCUUCGGAUAGAACACGUACAACUUCAUCUUAUGAAUGUUGCUUCUUAUGGAGAUAUCAAGGUAUAUAUCUGGCAGACUAGAGAUAGAGAAGAUAAUAAUACCCUCAAUUUUUUACUGACUCAAUCGUCGAACCACAUAUGUCGAGCAUCCAUCAAAUUAAACUCAAAAGUGAAUGCCGCUAUUGUACCCUUUGGUUCUGUCCCGAUAAUAUAUUAUGAAGAUAACUGUCGCGUUGUACCAACCUCUCACUGUUCUUUAUACAGGGAUCGAUUUGGCAAUCCGCAUUUAAAUGCAUUCAUGAGAAUGAUUGGAGACAUUAAUACUUCCAUGCUUCAUUAUGAAGAUUUAGCAUCGUUGACACAAGUAUCAAAAGGUGCCAGGUAUCUCACCGUUAGACAGAACCUUCAUGUCCACAAACACUUUUUCGCUAUACCUCCGAACGCAGUCUUACAACAUGAAGUGAAAGUGGCAGCCUUCGGUAAUACGUCUUUUACGUUCAAUCAGAACGUAUAUCAUCGGUCUCACUGUUUGCUCAAUGUCUUUACCAAAAUUGUCUGUAUGUUUGAUGGCAAGCUUAAAGUAUUACCUCCUUGGCAUAAAAAGAGAUAUAGAAAUUUAUUUAAUAAAGUAGAUCUACGCAAGAUGAAUAUUCCAGCAGAAAUCCCCAGUAAAGCUUGCAAGUAUCGAUUUGAAUCAAGAUUUGAUGAUAUUGAUGAGAAUUUUCAUACAAAUCAGACGGUAUACCUUUGCAAUUCCCUUAACGCUGCAAGCCAUGUAGUUAGAAAUCAACUAAAAGCAUAUCAUACCGAUUUUGGUCAUGACUUUAAUCCGUCAUGCUUAACUGAUUUGCAAUCAAAUUAUUACGCUGAAUCGUUGGAGCAUCAAAUAUUGGACGUUUUCACAUGGCAGGACAGUGAAGAUAAUACUUUACAAUUUCUAAUAAAACAUCACCAACAAGAUGUAUUUUAUAUGACAGCGACGAUUCGGGAUGACUGGAUGAGUUUUCAACCAAAAUUAUAA